Podospora pseudopauciseta is the source of this 194-nucleotide messenger RNA. RefSeq lists its product as uncharacterized. The coding region runs from base 24 to 194 and encodes 56 amino acids. The transcript has 2 exons. The record is from RefSeq and is a predicted model, not a curated record. NCBI's taxonomy places the organism in Eukaryota, Fungi, Ascomycota, Sordariomycetes, Sordariales, Podosporaceae.
UCCGCAUCGCCCUCGGGCAACAGAUGAAGGUCAGCCUUCCUCUCUUCGUCCUCAUCUUCACCGUGUCACCAAUCCCAGAGCUUGCUGGCGCAUCGUUCCUCGCAGACCUUGGUCCACGCCAACUGCACUGUAUCCAAGCCGAUGUUCUCUUGUCUGGCGCGUUCGACCCCGCAAGAUCGCGUCAGACCUAUUGA